Paramecium sonneborni is the source of this 537-nucleotide messenger RNA. The record is from the annotation of a GenBank genome assembly. NCBI's taxonomy places the organism in Eukaryota, Ciliophora, Oligohymenophorea, Peniculida, Parameciidae.
AUGAAAUUAAGUGUACCUUAAUCCCAUUCUCCUUCUAAUUUCUCUAAACAACUUAUACUACAGCAAAGAUAAUUGUGCUUAUUAAAAGUACGGAAAUAAUUAUAAAAUUUGAAUGAUCCUUUUGACUCUACCGAAAUAUCUCGAGCUCUCAAAAAUCUAGAAACAUAACAAUAGAGAAAAUAAUUAUUAGAUUCAAUUAUCAAAAUGAGAGAAACAAAAAGAACACAAGAAGAAUAGUCAAAAUAAGAAUAGUUACAAAGAUUAUGGGUUAAAGCAAAUUAAACUAAUAGUAGAAAAUUAAAUACAAAUUAUGUUUAUCAUCGAGAUUUAGAUGACUUUGAGUCAAUAAAAUAAUCUAGAUUUAGAUUUGAAUCAGAAAGAAUAGAAAAUUUCUAUCUUAGAAAUGAAAGCAAAUAACAUCGUAAUUUACAUAGAGUAAGUAGUCUUGCAUGUUUAACAACCGAUUUAGAUAAAUAAAAGAAAUUGACUCCAUUAAUCAUACGAAAAGAUAAAAAGAAUUUCACUAUAGUGAAUUGA